This is a messenger RNA of Perkinsus marinus ATCC 50983, 543 nucleotides long. RefSeq lists its product as hypothetical. Lineage: Eukaryota; Perkinsozoa; Perkinsida; Perkinsidae. The transcript is spliced from 5 exons. Bases 1 to 543 code for a protein of 180 amino acids. The record is from RefSeq and is a predicted model, not a curated record.
AUGCAUACUGGUAAACUAGAGGUCGGUGGUGUGACCGAGGCACAAUUCCUGGUCGGUUUAUUUUUCCUUAUAUGUGGAUGCUUUGGUGAGGACUUCUUCCGUAAGGAAACUCCCUUCCCUUCUGGCUGGACUAGAGGAGAGUUGCUAUGCUACGCGAUCCUAUCUGGUGCCUCUAUGCUAUCUAUAUAUGAUAUAGUCACUUGCCUCUUCGCUUCUAAGGAUAGGGUGCACACUUCGUUCGGAUAUCGUCUGUACACACUCAUGCCCUUGGCCCUUCUAUAUUCGUGCGCCUACUUCAUGGACGCAGCUUUGCUGAAAACAGGAGAGUCGUCAAUGGGUUAUGUCCUGCAUGCCAUUGCUAUAUACUUCGUCCUUAUUGCUGAACAUGUUCUCAUCUCUAACGUUGUAGAGGAGUGCUACGUGAAUAGAGCAUGCAAGGCCCUGAUGCCCUUAAUGUUGGCCACUGCCCUUGUCCUCGUACUAACCUCUCUAGGUAUACGGCUUUGUAUCCUUUUGGAAGAUGGUAACAACUACUCUCACUGA